Dromiciops gliroides (monito del monte) is the source of this 2955-nucleotide messenger RNA. RefSeq names its product ventricular zone expressed PH domain containing 1 (gene VEPH1). Gene Ontology annotation, molecular function: phosphatidylinositol-5-phosphate binding. Gene Ontology annotation, biological process: regulation of signal transduction. The transcript has 14 exons. Bases 285 to 2789 code for a protein of 834 amino acids. Lineage: Eukaryota; Metazoa; Chordata; Mammalia; Microbiotheria; Microbiotheriidae. The record is from RefSeq and is a predicted model, not a curated record. Gene Ontology annotation, cellular component: plasma membrane.
CUCAGAGAACUUUCCACUGGGCUCUCCCAGGAGACGAAGCUUGGCCCCUGCAGUUCUUCUGAUGAGAAAGUGGGGAAUGUGGAACGGAGAUAUUCGUCUGCUUGAUUCUACAUGACAAGUCCACGAGUGUACCAGAAGAAAUCUCCAAAUCCAAAGAAAAAACUACCUUUCUAGGAAAACCAUGUACCUUCCUUGCUAUGCCCUUCAAUGCUAAUCACUCUCUCCAAAGGAAGCACAUGACUGUGUGUAUCCAGAAGUGGAGUUGAUACCCACUGGGCACCACAAUGCAUCAUCUGUUCAGACUAGUUUUGGGACAAAAGGACCUUUCCCGUGCUGGGGACCUCUUCUCCUUGAAUGACUCGGAGAUUGAAGGAAGCCUGUCAGAAGCUUUGGAACAAAUUAAAAUAAUUAGCUCAUCUUCAGACUAUUCAUCCAAUGGCAAUGACCAAGCCGUGGUCGAGAUCUGUAUCACUCGCAUCACGACAGCCAUCAGGGAGACUAAGUCCAUCGAGAAGCACGGGGAGGCCCUUGUGACCCUCUGGGAAUCCUGCUUGGAGCACAAUCUCAGACCGUCAGGAAAAGAUGAGGACACACCCCAUGCAAAAAUUGCUUCCGAUAUCAUGAGUUGUAUUUUGCAGAAUUACAAUCGACCUCCCGUGAUGGCAUUAGCUGUGCCAGUGGCUGUAAGAUUCCUCCAGCGGGGAAACAAGGAGCUCAGCAGAAAUAUGUCAAGUUACCUUUCCCUGGCUGCCAUCACCAAUCCCGAUCUGCUGGCAGAGUACACCGAUGCAAUAGUCAAGAGCAUCCUGCAAGGCAACUCCAUGUUGUUGUGUGUGUUGUCUUCUGUGUAUGAAAAACAACCCCAGCCAAUUAACAGUCAUGUGACAGAGCUGGUGAGCCUGAUGUGUCAGCUGGAGCCAACAGAACAACACCAUCUUCUCAGACUAUUGCAAAUAGUCGCAAGGACGAAACAGCCCAUGGUGCUUCAGGAAUGUAUCCCUCUCUUGAUUGGACAAUUAAAGAAUCCUACUCACAGUGACAUUAUCCUAAAUAUACUCAUAGAAAUAUCCAGUUAUGAACCAGCAGCCUUGAGCCAUUUUCUUCCGACACUGAAGGAGAUUGGCACGAGCUUUCCCAGCCUGAUUGGAAAAAUGGCAAGAAUCUAUGGAGCUGUUGGGCAUGUGAAUGAAGAGAGUGCGAGGACCUGCCUGACUUACUUGGUGGACCAGCUAGCCAACAUGGAGCAUUCCUUUCACCACCUUCUCUUGUUGGAGAUUAAGAAUCUCACAGACACCUUCUCUACCAUCCUGGGGACUCAAAGCAGAGAUAUCUACCGGAUGAGUAACAGUUUCACUGCCAUUGCCAAGCUUCUCAUUCGACACCUGGACAGCAGCAAUACCCAAAAAAGGAGGAUGGAGAGUGAGCCUGAAAAGGAACCUUCAGAACCAUUGGGAGAUCUCAAAUCUGCUACAACUAAUGGAAAUGAAGAGGAUGAAAAACUACAAGUUAAGAUCCAGGCUUUUGAAGAAAAAAUAAAUGGAGAGAACAGUCCUCCUGGUUCUGUUCGAAGAUAUAGUCUAAGCCAGGUUUCAAAGGAAGAAAGAAAAGAUAGAAGAUUUAACAAGUCAAAAAGUUUAGCUUUGCAUGCAGUCCACCUAAACCAUACAAAUUCAGAUGAUGAGCGAGAUGUUGAGAAUGGAGAUGUUAUGGCCAGCAUCUCUUUUUCAGAAAUAGAUGUGCUUAGCCAAGAAAAUUACAAGUCACCCUUUAAGGCAGAUACUGAAGAAUCACAGCUGGAAAUGUCUUCAAUUUCACACCCAAGUGGUAAAUGGACAGAAUCCGAGAACUUACCAGAAACAGUUAAAGAGAAUGGCCAUGAAGAAACAACAGAGACUACACAAAGUCAUGUGGAAUACCAGGAUAAGCUCUAUUUGCACUUAAAGGAAAAUCUCAGCAAAGUGAAAGCAUAUGUAAUGGAAAUUGGGAGGAGCAUUCCAGUCCCAGAUCAGUGCACCAUUGAAGAUACGGUUAGAAGUUGUGUAGCAAAGCUGUCCUUCAGCUGCACCUUGAAGGGUCAUUACUGCCUGUACAGUAAGUCCAGUUUUACCCUCAUCAGCCGCCAUCCUCAGCUAUGGAUUCAUAUCAUGUUUCUGUUUCAGCAGGGCUCAUUUCUGGAGCCGUUGUCCAUGGAAAGCCUAUCAGUGCAAGCUCUCAGAUCCUUGUGGGAGAAGACGCAGAUAAAAGGAACUCAUAGUUUUGAAACUGCAAUGAUACAAUCUACAUUUCCCCAUAAGAAGGACCUGGACCAGGUGCAGCAACAUCUGGAGGAAGUGAGAUUCUUUGAUUUGUUUGGCUUUAGUGAAGAAGCAGGAGCAUGGCAGUGCUUCAUGUGCAAUAAUCCAGAAAAGGCGACAGUUGUAAAUCAAGAUGGCCAACCACUCAUGGAAGGAAAACUAAAAGAGAAACAAGUAAGAUGGAAGUUCAUUAAAAGGUGGAAGACUCGUUAUUUUACCCUGGCCGGCAAUCAGCUUCUGUUUAGGAAAGGGAAGUCUAAAGAUGAUUCGGACGACUGCCCCAUCGAACUGAGCAAAGUGCAGAGUGUCAAAAUCGUGGCCAAGAAACGCAGGGACCGGACUCUUCCCCGGGCCUUUGAAAUUUUUACUGACAACAAGACCUAUGUCUUCAAGGCCAAAGAUGAAAAAAAUGCAGAAGAGUGGCUUCAGUGCAUUAACGUGGCAGUGGCUCAAGCCAAAGAAAGGGAGAGCAGAGAAGCCACCACCUACCUGUAGCCAACACUGCAUGGGAUAGCUCACCAUGUCUUCUGCCAAACAACCUGAAAGGGACAGACUCACCCAUCCUUGUAGCUCACUGCUAAAUACUGGAGGGGUCAUUGUUUAUAAGAAGCGGGUCCCCAAACAAAUGGGCUAGAACCUUUGAACAAGGCUGUUUAGUGGC